UAAGACUAGGCGGGGUUGGAGGUGGCCAAGGGCAAAAUGACUGGGCUACCGGGCGCCAGGACCUGCCCAUGCCUGGGAGAGGCCUCCGACCUGAAGAUCCCCCUGGGCGCCAAGUUCAGGGAACCGCUCACCGAGGCUCGGUUCCAGCAGCUCUUCGGGGACGCAGAGCAGGAGCCGGAGCUACUCGCCGAGCCCCGCUUGUCGCGUCUGUGCAGACGGUGGAGGCGGCGGGCCCGCGCUGGCUCCGGACCGGGGGCGUGGCGCCUGCUGCUGGCGCGGCUGCCCCCGCUGCGUUGGCUGCCCCACUACCGCUGGCGGGCCUGGCUGCUCGGGGAUGCCGUGGCCGGAGUGACCGUGGGCAUCGUGCACGUGCCCCAGGGCAUGGCUUUUGCCCUCCUGACCUCCGUGCCUCCAGUGUUCGGACUCUACACUUCUUUCUUCCCCGUCCUCAUUUACACCUUGUUGGGUACUGGGAGACACCUGUCCACCGGAACUUUCGCGGUUCUCAGCCUCAUGACGGGCUCGGCCGUGGAGCGGCUGGUGCCUGAACCCCUCGGGGGUAACCUGAGUGGAAUCGAGAGGGAACAGUUGGACGCUCAGCGGGUUGGGGCGGCUGCAGCCUUGGCCUUCGGAAGCGGGGCGCUGAUGCUGGGCAUGUUCGCGCUGCAGCUCGGCGUCCUGUCCACCUUUCUGUCGGAGCCUGUGGUCAAAGCGCUGACCAGCGGGGCCGCGCUGCACGUGCUCGUGUCCCAACUGCCGAGCCUUUUAGGGUUGCCCCUCCCGCGCCAGAUUGGCUGCUUCGCUCUCUUCAAGACACUGGCCGCCGUGCUGACCGCGCUGCCCAGGAGCAGUCCGGCCGAACUGACCAUCUCGGCACUCAGCCUGGCGCUGCUCGUGCCGGUCAAGGAAUUGAACGUGAGAUUCCGAGACAAGCUACCCACCCCGAUCCCAGGGGAAAUCGUCAUGGUGCUUCUGGCCUCUGUGCUCUGCUUCACCUCUUCCCUGGACACAAGAUACAACGUCCAGAUAGUGGGGCUGCUGCCUAGAGGAUUCCCUCAACUCCACCUCCCCAACCUGGCUGCGCUGCCCAGGCUUCUGGCCGACUCGCUGCCCGUGGCACUGGUCACUUUUGCUGUGUCCGCCUCCCUGGCCUCCAUCUAUGCAGACAAGUAUAGCUACACUAUUGACUCCAACCAGGAGCUCUUGGCCCAUGGUGUCUCCAACCUCAUCUCCUCCCUCUUCUCCUGCUUUCCCAACUCUGCCACACUGGCCACCACCAGCCUACUCGUGGAUGCUGGUGGGAACACACAGCUGGCAGGCCUCUUCUCCUGCAUAGUCGUCCUCUCGGUGCUGCUGUGGCUGGGGCCCUUCUUCUAUUAUCUGCCCAAGGCUGUCCUGGCCUGCAUCAACAUCUCCAGCAUGCGCCAGAUGUUCUUCCAGAUGCAGGAACUUCCACAACUAUGGCGCAUCAGCCGCAUGGACUUUGCUGUAUGGAUGGUCACAUGGGUGGCCGUAGUGAUCCUGAGUGUGGACCUGGGCCUGGCCAUUGGUGUGGUCUUCUCCAUGAUGACUGUGGUCUGCCGCACCCAGAGGGUGCAGUGCCUGGCACUUGGACUUGCCGAGGGGACGGAGCUCUACAGACCACUCAGAGAGAGCCACAAGCUCCUCAAGGUCCCGGGGCUCUGCAUCCUGAGCUAUCCAUCACCGCUCUACUUUGGGACCCGUGGGCAGUUUCGCCGUAGCCUGGAGUGGCACCUGGGGCUUGGAGAAGGAGGCAAGGGAGCUCCAAAGACUAGCCCACCUGAUGCAGUUGCUGAGCCCGUCAGAGUGGUGGUCCUAGACUGCAGCGGUAUCGCCUUUGCAGAUGCUGCUGGAGCCAGAGAAGUGCUACAGGUCAGGGGCGGGCUGGCCAGCCGAUGCCGAGAUGCUGGGAUCCACCUUCUCCUGGCUCAGUGUAAUGGAGCCUACUGGUCCAAAGACUUGCACAGUGUGGGUCUGACCCAGUCAUCUGGAGUGUGGAGGGCCCCAGCAAUAUGUGUGUGUGGAGUCCCCUUACUUCAUGUAACUAAUAAAAUAAAGCUGAGAGCCUCUGGGGUUCAUGAAGUGAGCCUGGGUGUCCGCACACUGAGCCCUGGUGCCCCUUUCUCCAUGCCCACAGCACUGCAGACACAACUAAAAAUGGCUUUCACUUGUGUGUUCACCAGCCCUCACCCCAGCUCCAGAGUCACCAGUUCUCUCCAUGGGGUGGAGGAGGGGGUUGGGGCUGGAGCCUAUGCACAGAGUCCUGGGUCCAGAGAUGAGGGAGAGGGGCACAGCCCUGGGAACACACGUGGGGGGGCUUCCCCACCCCCUCAGUCCCAAGGAGAUGAGAGGAGAGUAUUUCCACUUUAG
This is a messenger RNA of Mirounga angustirostris (Northern elephant seal), 2391 nucleotides long. Its product is annotated as solute carrier family 26 member 10-like. The coding region runs from base 37 to 2391 and encodes 784 amino acids. The record is from RefSeq and is a predicted model, not a curated record. The transcript is spliced from 17 exons. Gene Ontology annotation, biological process: transmembrane transport. Lineage: Eukaryota; Metazoa; Chordata; Mammalia; Carnivora; Phocidae. Gene Ontology annotation, cellular component: plasma membrane. Gene Ontology annotation, molecular function: chloride transmembrane transporter activity; sulfate transmembrane transporter activity; oxalate transmembrane transporter activity.